Molecule: messenger RNA, 1927 nt
Organism: Nymphalis io (European peacock)
Lineage: Eukaryota; Metazoa; Arthropoda; Insecta; Lepidoptera; Nymphalidae
Exons: 7
Coding region: 260-1714 (484 amino acids)
Source: RefSeq, a predicted model, not a curated record
AUCUGAUUUAGAAUUUAUUAAUUCUACAAAAUUAACAGUUAAUAAACGGUAUCAAAAAAUCUAUAAAACAAUUCAAAGCUCUGUCUCAAAUCAGGAAAACUCUAUUAAACGACAGAACGAAAAUCGUUUUUCAAAAAGACGACAAAGAGUGUUUUAUAAUAUUAAAAAGACAGAAAGUAAUUAUUCUUGCAAUAGCAAUAAUAAGACAAAAUAUGAAAAUAUUUUCACUGAACAAAAACAUAUAACUGGUUCAUUAAAUAUGGACAAAAGUCGACGGAAAGGAAAUAAAAUGAAAACUACUCGUAUAAAAGGUGAUGAUUGUAAUGAGUGCUUGGGCUGCGAAUGUUCAAAUUGUAAAAGGGAGCACCAAUUAAAUGAUGUUAGUGGUCGAAAAAGUCGAAUUACGAUAUUUGGUCAACUCGGAUUAACGCAAGACGACCGAUAUGUCUUAAACUGUGCUGCAACGUUGAACGACAAACCUAUACAAACGAAUUAUAUGGAUCAAAAUAAAAGCUUUUAUCAGCAAGAAACUAACGACAAGGAGACAAAGGCAACGCAGGCAACACAAGUCAAUUUUAACUUUUUAAAGCAGAAGCCGAUGAAAGCUUACAAAGAUAAAACAGUACAAUGCUGUUGUUAUAGUAAAAAUUGCGAAAACAUGGUAGGAUAUGUUUCUGAAACGGAAUCUGAAGAUAUUGAGCUAAAAAAGUGCAAAAGUCCAAUAGUCGUGAUAUCAGUGUAUCCGAGGCAGGAUUCAGAAGAAAAAAUUAAAAAUAACCCCGGCAAAAUUAUUCGUCACCAAACUCCACCACAAAACAAAAUGUUUAGUAGAACACAUCAAAUAAACAAGGUCCAAGUUAAGAGUGAAAGAAAGCCGAUAACAGAAACUACAAAUAAUGGUUUUGUAGAACAUAAACUUAACAAAAGCAGAUCGCCUUCUCCUGCUUUUCAAACAGUUACCAAGGCUAAAAAUAGAAAUACUGAUUCAAAUACAAGAAUGAAUAAUAGACCGAAACGAGUUAGUCCUCUUCGUCAAACAAGUCCUGAUAAAUCAGUAAAUAAAUCGAAUGAUAUCAAAAAGAACAUUAGUUAUACUUCCAAGUCUAUAAAAGAAACGGAUUAUCGAAAAGAACAACGUGACAUUGGAAAUUCAAAUAAAGAACAAGUUAAAAAGGCUUUGGUUAACACUUUUCUUAAAAAUAACAAGCUCUUAGAUCCUAAAGAAGACACUUCAAAAAUAACCAUAGAUAUCAAUGGUGAUAAAGAACAAUAUAAUGUUUUAUUCGAGAAGCGUAACUUUGAUACUGGAUUAACAGUACGAAAAACGGUCAAAGCACAGUCUCAUAAAAAAAACAAUCAAAAAGAUGAUGAAAAAUUAAUGAAAAAAUUAUUAUUACUAGAUGAUGAAGAUAAGGAGUCUUGCAAAAGCAGGUUUUAUAAUCCGCAAUGUCGCAACCUUCCUAAAUUGUUGGCGUCCGAGUCAAGAUUAAAAGUGAAAGAUAGUCUUGAAAUUUUUCACAGGCGAGAAGAUCGAAAUAGCUCACGAUUAGAGCUCAGUCCAAGACAAACGAAUUCGAUCAAUAAACAAAGCAAACAUUUCCGAGGUGACAAUUGUUCCGUAACAAAUCCGGACGAGAGGGAUAAAGAAAUUAGAAAACUACUUGGCGUGCUAAGGGAAAACCGAUAUCAAGAUCGGAAGGAGCGCAAGUGUUAAAGAAUUGACGAUAAAAUCGAAUUCCCCUAAAUUUCCUUCAAGUCAAGUCUUGACAAUAAAAAUUAAGAAAGGUAUCCAAGAGGUACAAAAAGAUUCAAAUUUUGACACUCGAAAAGUAAAAAAUAAUAUAUUUUAUGUUCAAACACAAAUAGAAGAUAAACAUAACUCAGGACAUAAAAAUGUUAAUACAAGGUGGAAUAUAUUUAAAAAUUC